AUGGCCAAGCAUCAUCCUGAUUUGAUUAUGUGCAGGAAGCAGCCAGGAAUUGCUAUUGGACGCCUUUGUGAGAAGUGUGAUGGAAAAUGUGUAAUCUGCGACUCCUAUGUGCGUCCUUGCACACUUGUGCGAGUUUGUGAUGAGUGCAACUACGGAUCCUUCCAAGGUCGAUGUGUUAUUUGCGGAGGAGUGGGAAUCUCUGAUGCCUACUACUGCAAAGAGUGCACUCAGCAGGAGAAGGAUAGGGAUGGGUGUCCAAAAAUUGUUAAUUUAGGGAGUGCCAAAACAGAUCUGUUCUAUGAACGUAAGAAAUAUGGUUUUAAGAAAAGAUGAUGAGCAGUGGAUGACAUCUGUAGUGCCUUUUUUCCUAUCUGGUGCCCGCAAUCUAAAAUGUUGAAACAGUUUUUUAGGUCUUGAGAUUGUAUCUGCUGAUAUUACCUCUAGUUGUGUUGAAAACAAUAUUGAUUACUGAAGUGAAGUUGUUUCUUAAUGCAAUGGACUUGGAUUGUAUUGGAGCAA
This is a messenger RNA of Populus trichocarpa (black cottonwood), 519 nucleotides long. Its product is annotated as PHD finger-like domain-containing protein 5A. Gene Ontology annotation, biological process: mRNA splicing, via spliceosome. Gene Ontology annotation, cellular component: U12-type spliceosomal complex; U2 snRNP; catalytic step 2 spliceosome. NCBI's taxonomy places the organism in Eukaryota, Viridiplantae, Streptophyta, Magnoliopsida, Malpighiales, Salicaceae. The transcript has a single exon. Bases 1 to 333 code for a protein of 110 amino acids. The record is from RefSeq and is a predicted model, not a curated record.